Microdochium trichocladiopsis is the source of this 3559-nucleotide messenger RNA. RefSeq lists its product as uncharacterized. The record is from RefSeq and is a predicted model, not a curated record. Bases 202 to 3198 code for a protein of 998 amino acids. Gene Ontology annotation, molecular function: DNA binding. The transcript is spliced from 7 exons. NCBI's taxonomy places the organism in Eukaryota, Fungi, Ascomycota, Sordariomycetes, Xylariales, Microdochiaceae.
GCCAGGGCCAGAUAGCCUCAAACUCCAUACCUCUCGCUCGACUUCGUAUACUGUAGCAAGUUGCAGUUGCAAAGCCAGGCUGCGCCCUCACGCCCAGUCCUCACCUCCGCAGUCCACAAUGCCGGCCACGGCGUCGCCCCGCCACUCUCCGUGAUCCGUUACCCAAGUACCCGCCCGUGACAGCCUCACCUGCCGGCAACAAUGUCGUCCAGCGUGCCCUUUGUCACGAUCCAGUCUCGGCGGCCGGCCGACAGCUCCAGCCUGAGCAGCCGCGAUUCCACUUACGGCUCCUCUGCCGGCGACGACAAGAUCGCGCCCGCCACCCAUGACACUAGUAGAGUAAACUACCAUGUCAAGGACAUCUCGCAUUUCGCCGCAAGUCUCGAGGGCUCUGCCGCGAGAGCAUUCCCCAACAGAGGGAGCUCCCAGCGCUACUCAAAGGUCCACGCCAUCCUUCUGCAUUGGAAGUGUGACGAUCUCUUUGUCCUGCCUGAGCUUGAGGAUCUUGAGUGCUGCUUCCGCGAGGACUACAGCUUCGAGACGGAAACGUUUCCUAUCCCGUCAGACAAUGCCCAUCUAGAGCUCAUGUUGCGCAUUGGAGCCAUGAUCAAGGAGCACGAAUCGACCGAAACUCUCUUCAUCGUCUAUUAUGGCGGCCACGCAAAGAUUGACGACUCCAGGCAGAGCACCUGGUGCGCGACACGCUCCACCGACUCUCCUUGGUUACAGUGGUCAGCCAUUCAAACCCUUCUGGAAAGAUCUCUCUCGGACGUCUUGAUCUUGCUAGACUGUUGUGCUGGUGCCGCCAGCGCCACCUUCCCGAGCGGAAAUAGUGUCACCGAGACCAUCUCCGCCUCAAGCUGGGAUGCCAUCGCCCCGGACCCGGGCCGGUACUCUUUCACAACUGCUCUCAUUGAGGUCCUAUCCCAGUGGAAAAGAAGAGUGUUCUCGGCCGCCAUGCUUCACGCGGAGGUCUUGGCUCGGUUAAAACAUCCCCGCCCAGUCAUGAUCAAUGGCCGCCACUACGAAGCCCGCUCAACACCUGUUCAUUUCAUGAUGACCAACAACCACAAGGUGCCAAGCAUUGAGCUGGCAAGGAUAAUGUCAGACGACCAAAGGCCGCCCUCUCCACCAGAAGAUGCGCAACCGGAAGAUAUCGCACUAGCAGGUCGGUCCGCGGCGCCUCAGGAAAUCAUCGGGUCUUCCCCGAACGAAGAUAUCCCGCAUGUCAUGAUCUCCCUUGCUCUCGAGGAUAAUCAACGGCUCAAUAUCAGUGAAUGGCAGCAAUGGCUCUCAACCAUCCCCGCGUUGGCCAAAUACGUCAAGGUCCAGGGCGUGUUCAAGAGUCAUUCAACACUUUUGCUCCUGUCCAUGCCCGUAUCUAUCUGGAACGUCUUGCCUGACGAUCGGGCAUGCAAUUUUGUGGCCUUUAUCCGGUCAAACAACCUGGCGAUAACGGAUGAGCCUCUGGAGAAGCAGGAGGCGGACCAAGUGGAAGUCGGCAAUGAUGAUGUUGACGUAGAGGUGGGCAAUGAGCGGCAGUACGAACCCAGUACCCGCGAUUCCGUGUGGUCUGGGACAACCGCCUUUACCGUAUUCGACGGCGCACCGUCCGGAUUUGGAGGUCGACGGCGACCGUCGGCGGAUCACAGUAUCCGGUCCUUCCGCCCAUCACCUUCAACAAGAUCCCGGACAGGAAACACGAUCGGCUUAACCCCGUCCUCUGCGCGCAAUCCCUUUGCUUCCGAGGCUGGAUCAAGUAGAUCAGCAGGCGUACCAAUUUCGAGGAAGGUGGCCGGCUUGGCUUCAAUGUCUGAGCUGAAUAGGAGUGCAUCGUUUGACAACAUGACGCCUGUUCUCAACAAGCACCGCAGUGGGCGGCGGACUUAUUUCCCAGAUACCGAGGCGCUGCCAAGCCGUCCCGCGUUAGCGACGCACGUAGAGGCUCGCCUGGAGGAAUACUUUCUCGGCGAACCGUAUCCAAGCGUGGCCGUCAAGGAAUUCUUAGCGUCAAACCUGGGGAUUGAGACAACGGACAUCGAUCUGUGGUUCCACCACCGACGAGAACAACAAGAAGUCGCCGCGAGACUGCAAAGCCUGCCCCUUUUCGAAAACACCCCUGGCGCAUCGCGAGAGAGUGUGCAGAUGCUUUUACCUGGCAACCUCAAAGCACUGCUUGAGGAGGUUCCCACGGAAGACGUAUUGAUACUCGAUCUGCGAUCGUCAGAAGAAUUCCAGAGAUCACACAUAAAUGGAGCGCUCAACGUUCGUGCCCCAGCUUCGUUUGUCUCCAGGGCUACAUUGGAACUGCUGGAACGAGCGCUUGAUGAAGAAAACCAGAACAACUUUGGAGAAUGGCAGACAAGCAAGUGUAUGGUAUGCUAUGACCGUCAUGUGGAGUUCCCAUGGGAGGCACCAGUUGCAGAAGCUCUUUUCAACAAAUUGAGGGAAAAGCAAUGGCCAGGACAAUGCUUCGUGCUCAAGGGUCACUACAGGGAAUUUUCCGAGUCCUUUGAUAAGCAUAUCAUGGGGACGCGGAUGACGGACGCCGCCAAGGAGUAUAUUGCGAGUCUCCAGGAGAAACCGAGAGACACGCAGCAGGGCGACGAUCCAUACCACGACUGGCUGGAAUUGCUAGAAGAGGAGAACACCAUACAUUAUACAGACUUGGCCGACACGGCCAAGACCGAGAGGCUGGAAGCAAUGGUCGCACAUCAGAAAGAGCUUGGAGUUGAUUUUGAGCAGAGGCACCCGUCUCUGGCCCGCAAAGCGCGGGAUCUCAGCCCCUCUGCAGGCGAUUGGAACCUAAAAGCUUCCAUGGUCAAGCAUCUCGAUCGUGGACUCGAGCUCAUGCGCAAAGCAGAAGGCAAAGCAGCUGUUACCUAUCGCGAUCCCCAGGACUUGAAAUCAGCAUAUCAUGACUACCCGCGCACGACGAAUCUCAGCAAGCUAAACACUUACGCCGGACCCGACGGCCAUCACCACAAGUCAGUUGAUGGCGACGAGGAUAUGGGCAUCGAGCGUAGGGCUAGCGAUGGGUUGUCCAAAGGUAGCGGCGGCGGCGGGGGACUUACCACGAGAUCGUCAACAAACAGUGGCGAAGACAUUACUCUCGAUAGAAAGGCACCUCGUCUCGCUGGUGGGCGUGGCCUGAUGAGCAGGUUGCUUCAUAGCAGAAGGUCUGACGGGCCUAACUGAUGAUGGCAGACAGACAGGGCCAGCUUUCACAGUCUGUGACAAGGACCGGUCACCCGUCACGUAGGGGGCAGAGCGCAGCUGCUUAGAACAUAUCAUUUCACGGAUAAGGCGUUCACUGACAUUGAGCGGCGGACAUCAAGUGUUUUUUGCCAUUUUUCUGUUGGGAAACUGGAGUUUAUUGGUCUAAGUCAUAAAGAGCGCCAUCUUGUUGUAUAUAUGCUCCGCUUCGAAAUCAAACCUCAGAGUUCACAAGACCUCUCUGUCCAUUAUUCAAAUAGGCACUCUCUUGAUAGCCUGCGCGCUUCGAUCGUGCGUAUCUCGCUCCUUUAUGUCCUCCACCAUAUCAACCAAAUAACCACCG